Molecule: messenger RNA, 2322 nt
Organism: Benincasa hispida (wax gourd)
Lineage: Eukaryota; Viridiplantae; Streptophyta; Magnoliopsida; Cucurbitales; Cucurbitaceae
Gene: FAP2
Product: Chalcone-flavanone isomerase family protein
Cellular component (GO): chloroplast stroma
Molecular function (GO): fatty acid binding; intramolecular lyase activity
Source: RefSeq, a predicted model, not a curated record
AAGGGACGGUGAAUGGUGGAAACGCAGAUAUAAAAGGCAAAGUGGGAUGCGUCACAUGCAAAGACGAGGAGACGACAAAGAUCGCCAAAUUAGAAACGUAGAAGAAAGCAACAGAAAGAAGUACUCGUUUUUUACGCGCGUAUUUCCUCCGAGUUCGAGGGAACCGUGAAGGCGUAGACCACUCCCAAAAUCGCCGUGUUCCCUUUCUUUGAUUUUUCUCAUUCUACGCACAUUCCAAUUCAUCUCCUUCUUCUUCCCUCACCCAAUGGAUUACUGACUUUUAACCUCCUUCAGACCCUAGCCCAUUUCGUCUUAAACAUCGGGAUCUCGCUCGGGUUACUCACAACUUGAUUGAAUCUCCCUGGCGCUGGUUCUCAACAUUUAUAUUUGAUUUGUGGAGGUUUCUUGUAUCUUUAGAAAGCCUGAAGUCUCUAGUAUCAUAUAACUUUAGAAAGGAGGAAAUAUGAGGAACAAUUGGGUGUUUUUCAUUGAUCUUGAUGGAGGCUCACCUUAUAUCUUGCCGAUUGAGCCCUUUACAUCUCACGGAUUAGGUGGUCAUCUAUUUUCACAUAUUAGUUCAUUCAUGGAUAGUUCUCUAUUUCAGUCCAGAAAUUUGUAUAUGGCUGGAAGUUUAGCGCUUCAAGAAGCCUUUAAUUGCUUUUCAAAGAUAGCUGGCGCAUUGUUACUCUGGUGCUCGAGUACAUCAACUGCAAACGUGACUCGGGAGAUAGCAGAUGAUCUACAUGGUUCGAAUUCUAGAAGCUUUAAAAACUUUACUGAAGUUAGAAGCAUCCGUUCUGGUAGACUUGGGUCCAGAGGAUUUCACUUUAGCUUUAAUUUGGAUAAAGAAUAUUCCGACCCAAUUUUUCUUGGCAAGAUUGGCCGUUUUGCAUCGAAACUCCUGGGUAACGAAGCUGGAAGACAGCAGUUGCAUCCUUUGCUCUCAGUAGCAGCUGCUUUAGUUCCUCCACUUAACAACCUGGCCAGUAGAUCAGAAGAUAUUAUGGCUGUUCCAUUGGAAAACAGCGAAUUGCCAGUGUAUGGAUGCAUGGAUCAGAAACCUUGUGAAGUUCCAUAUAGAACAAAUGCUGGCUUAACGUUUCCUGAUGUGAACUGGACAAGGCAUGCAAUUGAACCCAAAACUGGCAUUGAAUUUCCCAUUAUACUGGAUAACAUUUUAUCUUCAGAAAAUAAUUCCAGCUUGAGUUCAGAGGUUCUUGUUGGAACUGGAUCCAGAAUAAUGAAAAUAGUCAGAAUUAAAUCCCUGAAGGUCUAUGCUUUUGGCUUUUAUGUUCAUCCAAACUCUGUCUGUGAAAAGCUUGGUCCAAAAUAUGCUUCUAGUCCAGCAGGUGAAUUAAAUGAGCGCCGUGAUUUUUAUGAGGACCUUCUGGGGGAGGAUAUUAAUAUGACUGUCAGACUCGUGGUUAAUUGCAAUGGGAUUAAAAUCAAUACUGUAAGAGACGCUUUUGAGAAAUCUCUUAGAGCACGACUGUUGAAGGCAAAUCCAGAAACUGAUUACCAUUGUGUGAGGACAUUUGGUUCUCUCUUCACUAAAGACAUCCCAUUACCUGCGGGAACAACAAUCGAUUUCCGACAGACAGCUGAUGGACAAUUAAUCACUGAAAUGGGAGGCACUCUGAUUGGAGCAAUUCAUAGCAAGGAAUUGUGUAGGGCAUUCUUUGAUAUGUACCUUGGAGAUGUUCCAGUGUCAGAGGAAACGAAAAAAGAGAUCGGUAAAAAUGUGGCAGGUCUUAUUGGUAGAUGCUGAUUAACAUCUCUGUUCCAAAGUUCCAGCUUCCAUUGUCCCCCAUUUUAUACGGACAAUUCGGUUGCUGUGAGAUGAACUUCAUGCACAGGCUGUAGCAUUAACAAGACCAUCCCUUGGUUUUGCGCUCAAGCUGGCAAUAGCUAUUGAGAUCUAGUACAUAUUCUAAAAGGAAACACAGGUGCCACACCAAAUUAUCAUUGAAUUUUUUACGACUAGGGCAUAUGCAUCAAAUUGAUUGGCAUUCAUUCUUUGGGUUUUUUACACUUAUAUUUAUUCUCAUUUUGUUAUCUAUUUUCAUCAAUUUCUCUCAGCCUUUGUUCCUAAGUAAAUGGUGGUUAUAUAAAGAGUGGGUCGGAGUUCGAGUUACACAAAGUUAUUCUUUUUCUUGUUUUAAAUUUAGAACAAUUUUUAGAUGGUUGGCGAAGAAGACUUAGUUUAGGAUUUUGUUUAUAUAAAUAAUUGUACUCGGCUUUAUGAGUCAUGUUUAAUAUAAAAUUUUAAUUUCCAUAUUCUUUAUUUGAAUAAGUGGUCAAAUAUAUACUUUUUUAUGAGUA